GGUGCAUUUUUUCAUUCACUCCCGUGUGUUGGCUUUUUUUGGGAGGGCGCCCGAACUCUUAUGUUGAAUUAACGUUGUUUUUUUUUGUUUUUUUCUUUUAUUUCUUUUGUCACUUUUUUACGUUUCGUUUUCAGUUCGAUUCGUUGUGAGGCUUCACGAAGGUGAAUAGCCGCGUGUAUUGAAACGCUGUGGGAAUGCCCGUAACAUCAGAUGCCAAACGGGCCCUUGCUCUUCUUGAGCGAGUCCAACAAAGGGUUGCAGCCAACGACGAAGGAAAUGGUGUGGCCUCUCAAGUUCAAGCCGACUUGGAUCUGCUCACCAGCCUUCUACAGAACCCUGUACUGAGGAACAUCUUAAAGCUGGAAGAUUCUCUUGAGGAAUUGAAUCAACAUCUUGUGCAUCACCCAUCCCUUCUGCCUAGUGACUUUGAUAUUGACAAGACAGGCACCCUUGUUGUCAACCAAAACAUCCUCCAAACUCACCGUAGGAUCUCGUCUAAAACAAAAGGAGGAAAGUCAAGCCCUGCUCUGAGUAAUGCAAGUUCAUCCAAGCAGUCAACAGUAUCCCCAGAAACCCACAAAAGAGAAGUGGCUAAAACCGCGGCCGCCUUUCAACAGUCUAUAUUGCAAGCGGCCGCAAAGAGAGAAAUCAUCGCAAUUCAGCUGAACAAGCCGGAAGGACAAAGCCUCGGAUUCAGCGUCGUUGGAUUGAGAUCGGAUCACAAAGGCGACUUGGGUAUCUUCGUGCAGGAGAUCCAACCCACAGGAAUUGCGGGAAGAGAUGGUAGACUGGCCGAGGGCGAUCAAAUUCUGGCGAUUGACGGACAAGUGCUGGAAGCGGCCAUAUCGCACCAAGCGGCCAUCGGGAUCUUGCAGAGGGCUCGCGGCGUCGUCGACUUGGUAGUGGCUCGCGGUGUCAACCCGGAGGUGCCGCACAUCCCGCUCAUCGCUCUACAGCAACAGCAGCAACAACAACAACAGCCUUCGUCCAUUAUCGAAUUGGCACACCAGCAGCAGCAACAGUUGCAGCCGGAACGAGGAGAGGACGGGACACAAGAGGACGUUGAAAAGCAUCAGCAAUCGACGAAGGGAGGGCAGCAGCAGCAGCAGCAGCAGCUGUCGCCGGACAGCGACAGCACGCGCAGCCCGAGUAGUCAGAGUAGCCAGCGCAGUGCUGCCGGCGGCUCGUCGCGGUCCGUUUCGCCCCAGCAACAGCCGGCCGCCGACGUCGCAGCAGACGCAAUCAAGAACACGAACGGUGUCGACGUGGUCGAGAUCAUCACACCGACUCAUCUAGCAGCCACUUUGCUUGGCCGUUCGCCAUCCGCCCUGAGUGACGCAUCCAAGACUGGAGCCGAUAUGGUGCUGAACACGGAAUGGGCCCAGGUGGAAGUGGUCGAUCUAAUCAACGAUGGAUCCGGACUCGGUUUCGGCAUCAUCGGUGGCCGAAGUACGGGCGUUGUGGUCAAAACCAUCGUGCCCGGUGGAGUCUCCGAUCGAGAUGGACGUCUGCAGAGCGGAGAUCACAUCCUUCAGAUUGGCGAAGUCAGUUUACGCGGAAUGGGAUCUGAGCAAGUGGCGGCCGUUUUGCGCCAGUCGGGCACUCAGGUCCGUCUGGUGGUUGCCCGGCCUAUUGAACCCUCAUCGCCCGAUUAUCAGGGCAUGAGCAGCAGUGCGCCGAUCGUGCCCACCAAAGUGCUGGGCGAUCCAGAAGAGCUGGAACGGCAUCUGGCCAUGCAUCAGAACGGCGCCUUCCAAGUUGUAGACCCGUUCAUUGCAAACGCCACCGAUUUGGACGAGAACGCGGCCAUUCUGGCCAUCGACGGAUUUGAUGAUCGUUUCAUUUUCACACCUGCCACCCUGGAAUUGCAGCAUUCGGACGUCCAGCUUCAUGCGGCGUCCAAUGCGCCUCGAAGUGAAGCUGUCAUCCAGUUCAGUGGCUCGCACUUGAGCGCCUCUACGACGGAAGAAACCCUAGAAAUUGACACGGAGUCGUCCGACGUCUGCCAAACGCUGGGCAUGGCCGCCGACGUCAACCUCGACUAUUUGCCCGAAGUGGAGAAUUUCGACGUCCAGCUAAAGAAGGAUAGCCAAGGGCUGGGCAUCACCAUCGCCGGAUACGUCUGCGAAAGAGAGGAGCUGUCGGGCAUUUUCGUGAAAAGUAUCAACCCGGGCAGCGUGGCGGACCUUUCCGGCCGGAUUCAGAUCAACGAUCAGAUCGUUGAGGUGGACGGACAGUCUCUGAGGGGUUUCAACAACCACCAAGCGGUGGAAGUGUUGCGCAGUACCGGCCAGGUUGUCUGUCUGACGCUGGCCCGUUACCUGCGCGGACCAAAAUACGACCAACUCCAGCAGGCGAUGGCCGAGAGCACGGUGGCUUCCGUCACGCCCACCGUUCCAUCGUACCGGCCGCCGUCUCCACCGCCGCCAUCGCCUCCGGCGGUGCCACGAUCUCCCCCGCCCGCGCUGCCCGUCGCCUUUCAAGAAGCCAAAGCGGACGUCCCUUCCGUCUUCCUGAACGGCCAGCAGGACGACGACGAGGAGGAACAGCAACUGCAAGAGCAGCUGAACGAAAGCGCCGACAGUAUCGACGCCAGCCCUCGCCUACCCCAAGUGCCUGAACCCGAGUCUGACCAAUUGAUGGAUCUGGAUCGAUUCGACCCCCUUGCCUCGCCAAAUAACGCUCUGGAUUAUUCGUCGCUGUCGCCGGAAGAGCUUGACAAGCUCAUCGAUCACGUCUACUCGGCCAAGCUCUCGCCACAAUGCGAGGCCGCCAUUAUCGCGAAAUGGCGAUCAAUGGUGGAGGAGGACGUGGACAUUGUCGUGGCUCAGUUGUCCAAGUUCCAGCCUUCCGGAGGACUGGGCAUCAGCUUGGAGGGCACUGUGGACGUGGAGGAGGGUCGCGAAGUUCGACCUCAUCAUUACAUCCGCUCGAUCCUGCCCGAAGGCCCCGUCGGCUCGAACGGGAUCCUCCACAGCGGCGACGAGCUCCUCGAAGUCAACGGACGGAAAUUGCUCGGCCUCAGCCACGUCGAAGUGGUGUCGAUCCUCAAAGACCUUCCGCAGUCGGUCCGCAUGGUUUGCGCCCGUCGCCAGACCCACCUGCUGCCCACCCAGCUGCCUUCACGGCCAAUCGAUGCGACGCAAGAUCGAGCGGCCUUCGCCUCUAGGAAUAUCCUUGGAGGUAGCCUGCAGAGCCUCAUUCCGCCGGGCGACCGAUUGGUCAAAGCUAAAUCGGACGGUUCGCUGGCUUCCACGUCGGUGUCGCCGGCCGCCGAUUCUCCGCUCUCAAAGAGCCAUCGAUCGCGCAGCCUGGAGCCGCUCAGCGGCCUGGCCACGUGGAGCUCUGAACCGCAGGUCAUCGAACUCGUCAAGGGAGAUCGUGGACUCGGUUUCUCCAUUCUCGACUAUCAGGAUCCCAUGAAUCCGAGCGAGACAAUCAUCGUCAUCCGCAGCCUGGUGCCGGGUGGCGUAGCCCAGCAGGACGGACGUCUCAUACCCGGCGACCGGCUCCUCUUCGUCAACGACAUCAACUUGGAGAACGCGUCCUUGGACGAGGCCGUCCAGGUCUUGAAGGGCGCUCCGAGAGGCCUCGUCCAGAUCGGCGUCGCCAAGCCGCAUCCCGUCUCGCUCAACGAGAGCGGCGCCUCCAAUGGCGCUAGCGGCCCAGGGGCUUCCGAGAUGCAGAGACACGAUAUGAACCGUUCUUCCAGUAGUAGGAGUAGUGAAAGUAGUUCGAGCAGCAACAGCAGCGAAGACGAGUACCUCUAUCAAGUCCAGGAUACGUCGAUGUCGAUGUUUCUUCCGCCGCCUCCUUUGCCGCAGACGGAGCCUCCUGAUACGGAUUCGUCUGAAUCCGAAAUGCCUAAUCCGCUUUUGGUGAACGUGUCGACGGAACGAUCGUCUUCGCUGUCGGGUGUCGGAUCCGACCGUCAUUACCAUCCGGACGGUGGCGUUGGCGUAGCGGAGUUGGCGGCUGCGCCGCUGCCCACAGCGCUAGAACGUACCGUUCGCAUCAAGAAAGGCGGCGAUCCGCUCGGCAUUAACGUCGAAGUGGUGGACGGUGGCGCCAGCGGAGUGCUGGUCACGUCGGUGGCCAAGAGCGGGGCCGUCCACCGGGACGGUCGCAUCCGAACGGGCGAUUUCCUCGUCUCUGUCAAUCACGAAACGAUGAGAUGCGCCACCAACGCACAGGCCCGGGCCAUCCUCCGCCGUACACAGCUCGUCAGCACCGAUGUCAGUAUCGUGUACAUCCCGGCCGGCGACGCGGCCAUCUACCGACAAACAGCCCUAAUGACGCAGCUCGCACAAGACAUGGAUAGUAAUGCCUCUGUUGUCAAACCCUCUUCCUCUUCCUCCACCACCAUGACCACCACUGCGACUAGGAUAUAUCCCCAAUAUUAUCGCUCGCCUUCGGUGACGGUGCAGCCACGGCCCAUUUCGCCGCCGCCGCACGUGCAACACGUCCAAGCCGAGGAGGUGCCGACGACGCAAGCGGAAGGUGAAACAACAAGAACAACGACGAGGACGGAGGAGGGAGACGAUCAACAAGAGGAAUUGGCGGCCGUGUCGGGUGUCCCGCCGCGGGUCACGAACGAACAGGAUCUAGAACGAGGAGGAGAAAGUCUUGCAGCCGCUUGGCAAAGAGCCGAAACGCCGCAGUUGGCCAUCGAUCCGUCAGUCCAGUCGCAACCGUCGUCUGCUCUCAACUCGACGGCAAUCACACAGCAGGUGGCUCAUUCGAACGCAAGCGCCAAAGGCAGCGGGAGCGUGUCUGCAACGAACGGAACGAGCGGAAUGAUGGCCAUUUACUCACGUCAUUGGGGCCCCGAGCGCAGCGUCCAAAUUGUGCGCGACCCCACCAAAAGUCUUGGCAUCAGCAUCGUCGGUGGAAAGGUGGACGUGGCCUCGGGCAGUGGAGCGCCCAUAACCGGUAUCUUCAUCAAGAAUGUCCUUCCUGAAAGUCCAGCCGGUCGAACUGGACAGUUACGGACUGGAGACCGGAUUUUAGACGUGGACGGCGAAAACUUGCGUGAAGCCAGUCACGAAAGAGCCGUCGAAGUCAUCCGCAAAGCUGGAAAUCGUGUCACUUUCCUCGUUCAAUCUCUCGUCGACUUCGAACAAGAGCCGAAUGGGCCGACUGGUUCUUUGGCACCAUCGGUCAGCUCUCGCCACCAAACGGAUGGAGCUGUUACGCCCGUGACGGAUGCCGAGCACAUGACACCGUUGCCAUCGCUCCUCAAUGGCGACGUGAGCCAAACGAACACGAUCGAAUUGCCCAAGGUGGCGCCGUACGGCCUCCAGCCCAGCGAGACACCUGUGCCCGAAGUCAUCCAGACUGGCGUUGUAGAGAAACCGGUGGUCAUUCGCCAAAAGACGGAAGACGAUGAGGAUGAAGAAGACGAUGACGAUAGCGGAGAUCUCCAAGGACGGAUGUUUACAGCAGCUGGAACGGAGAUUGAACGGGCAAGUGCGGGCAACGCCAAACUGACGGCGGCCGAAAAAGCGUCUAAUCCGGAGCAGCCGGACGAGUUUGGCUACACGCAAAAGAAAAUCCAUAAAAGAUGGGGCGACCUGAAAGGCGACAUUGUUCGCGUGGAUCUGGACCGAGCGGGUCCCGGCGGGAGCAGUCUGUCGACGACGAGCCUUGGCCUGAGUCUUGCCGGACACAAGGACCGUGCCGUGAUGGCCGUAUUCAUAUGCGGCCUCAAUCCGAGCGGCAUCGCCUACAAGGACGGCCGUCUCCAGGUAGGGGACGAGCUGGUCGAAGUCAACGGCAACGUCAUUCACGGCCGGUGUCAUCUGAACGCCUCGGCCAUCAUCAAAUCGAUCGGCGGCGCCCGCGUCACCAUUAUUGCCUUGAGGAGAGAAGGCGCCCUACAAGAAGUGGCCGUCCCGCCAAUCACUCGAUUCCCCAUCACUCUGGAAGAGCUGCCGCCCGAAGAGCGCUACUCUCGUUUCAAAAACUUGCGCAUCAUCACUCUCAAAAAGGGCUCGGCUGGACUGGGCAUUAUGAUCAUCGAAGGUCGGCACGCCGACGUUGGCAGCGGCAUCUUCAUUUCGGAUAUUCAGCGGGAUAGCGUUGCGGAAGAAGCCGGACUCGCUGUCGGUGAUAUGAUCCUCUGCGUCAACAAGGACGAGCUGCUAGGCGCUGAUUACGAUACGGCGGCGUCGGUACUCAAGAAAUCGGAGGGUAUCCUGACCAUCGUCGUAUCCAAUCCGAAAUCCAGCGAACCGGCCAAAAAGGAAGAUGCCAAGCCAAAAUUGCCGCCGAAACCGGCGAUCGCACCGAAACCGUCGUCCGUCUCGGCCGGCCGUCUGUUGAAUUCGAGUUCGGCGUUGCACAAUGUGUCUUCGACGUCGUUGCCAUCGACGGCCGUAACGAUGGGCCUGGACGUGCAUUUGGCGACGUCGGCCAGCCAAUCGGCUCCGCAGUCGCCAUUGAACGCCUCGGGCGUUUCGUCUGGCCGUCCCGUUUCCUCCUACACGCCCUCGCAGUCGCCCUCGCCUUCGAUGGCGGCCAUUUCGGCCACGUCGCUCGACGCGGCCGUCGUCAGCGAUUCGCUGACGUCCACCGUGGCCACGGCCACGCCCGUCGAUCCUCUCCCUUCCUUGUCCGCUUCCUCGUCCUCUUCCUCUUUCCUACCGUCCGCCUCGGCGGCCGCUCCGGCCGUCCCCUCCGCAAGGGCGGGCUCAGUGGCGGCCACUUCGGCCGGCUUUAAAAGCGGGCCGACGGCGGCCGCCGGUAGCACCGCAGGCGGCCCUGGCGGCCAUCAGGGCAAAGCGGUGCUCAGGCAGCACGGCGGCCCGUCUUCGCAUUCUAAAGGUUCUCUCGGUGGCAAUUUAGCUAAAGCUCCCGACGAGCCGCUUCCCGAUCCGGCCAUUUGCGAGGUCAAGCCGGGCAAGGAGACGACCAUCGAGGUCAACAAGGACAAACUGGGACUCGGACUGAGUAUCGUCGGCGGAUCAGACACGCUUUUGGGAGCCAUUCUGAUUCACGAAGUGUACCCGGACGGCGCGGCCGCUAGAGACAAGCGGCUCAAGCCCGGAGACCAAAUCCUGGAGGUCAACGGCGAGAGCUUCCGUAACAUCACCCACAGUCGGGCGUUGGCCGUUUUGAGGCAAACGCCGGCCAAAGUCCGGAUGAUGGUCUAUCGCGACGAGACUUCCCUCAAAGACGACGACAUGCUCGAUAUCAUCGAAGUGGAACUGUUGAAGAAACCCGGCCGUGGUCUCGGUCUCAGCAUCGUCGGCCGUCGCAACGGUCCCGGCGUCUACAUUUCCGACGUGGUGAAAGGCGGAGCCGCAGAAGCUGAUGGCCGGCUCAUGCAAGGCGAUCAGAUCCUGACCGUCAAUGGCAACGACUUGCGAACAGCGUCGCAGGAACAAGCGGCAGCCAUCUUGAAGACGGCCAUGGGCAAGAUCGAUCUGAAGGUGGGCCGUCUCAAAGCCGGAGCCGCCAGUCCUCGUUCAGCCACUUCCGCCGAAUCAAGUCCCGCCCCGUCUCACCUGCUGCCGCCAGCGCCACCUAUCCGCGAAGACAGUCUUCCCUUGAUGUUGAACCAUUCGGCCGCCUCGUCGGCCAACGACCCGCCGUUGGUACCUACCCCUACUACCCCUCCACCGCCGCCCUUACCUCCCGUGCCGGCGUUGCCCGCCGCCUCGCUGCACGCCGACACGGCCGUCGCUCCCAUAGCGGCGGCUGUUUCGACGGCUGUGACGCCAACCUCGUCGACGUCAGCGCCCACCUACACUCGCAUCGUUUUGGAGCGAGGAGCCGACGGACUGGGUUUCAGCAUCGUCGGCGGACUCGGCAACCCACAGGGCGACCUCCCCAUCUUCGUCAAGACGGUCUUUGAGCGAGGAGCGGCCGCCCAGUCGAAACUGCGGCCGGGCGACCAGAUCCACGCUGUCGAUUCGACGCUCCUUGAGGGCAAGACUCACCAAGAGGCUGUCGCUCUGCUCAAGAACGCCAAGGGAACUGUCACUCUGACCAUCGUCUCUUGAAUCCAUUUUUUUUUUGUAAUUUUUUUUUUUUUUUUUUUUUUUGUAAUUGUAAAGAUCCGCUUCGUGAAUUCAUUUGGAACCUACGCACCGUUUUGAAUGGAUGGUCUUGUUAUUUUGAAAAAACUUCAGUCCCCGCUCAACGUCAUAUCAAACAAAGAAAGGGAAGAACAAAACAUAAAACGAACCACUUUGAAGACAAUGUUGAAUACGGUUGAUGAAGACCUUCCAUGAUCUAAAUUUUUUUUUUCGUUCAAAAUUCAUUCGUGGGGCAACGUGGCACAUUUUCUUUUUUUUUUUUUAUUCCCAUCGAUUUAUUUAUUAUUAUUUUUUUUUGGAUUUUGCGUUUUGACCUGCUGGAUCAGAAGUGGAUGAACGGCGUUGGCGGUUGUGUUUCUUUUGUUUCUCCAUUUGCAAUUUUUGUUUUGAGAUACAAUGUCGACGAGUGUUUUGCUCUGCCUCGUUCUUUUUCAUUAAGAAAAAACGAUACCCAUUCGGAAAAUGUGCAUUUUCAACUGUCAGUUAUGACGAUGAUUCAUGACCUCUCCUAUCUUCCCUCACUGUUUUUGUUUUUUUGUGGUCCAUGUCACACGUGUUACUGCAACAAUAAGUGCGUGAGUGUGUAUGCGCGUGAGUUGGGCAUCCCUCAUUUCGAUGAUGACCGUUCUUUCCUUUUGCGUUUCUAUCUCUUAAUUGGGGACGUCUGGUCCAUUCCUUUUGUCCAUCUGAUCGAUUAUCGUAGGUUGUUUUUGUCUUAGACUUGCGAUGCAUCCAGUCGAUUCUAAUUGAAACAUUUGUCUUGUCAUUGUUAGACGAAAACAAAAAUAUGUUGAAAGCGUCCCUUGAAAAUGAUAGAGAGAAAAAAAAAAAAUACGAGAGCAAAAGAAAACUAUGAUCAAGUUUAAGGAAAACAAAAUUUUGAUUUGAUAUUUUGAAAAUACGCGGAGAAAUUCGACGAAAAAGCAUUUGUCUAUCAUGGACAAAUCUAUGCAAAAGUGCCCCCCUCCCCUCUCCUUUUUCCUUAUUAUAAUGAUGUUCCCGUGUCUCUUUUUAUUUUCCAAAAAAAAAAAUUGUUUGUAUUGCUCCUCAUGAUACCCGCACUCUCUACACUUUAGAAAGAAAAAAAUUCAAUUCUUCCUUGUCUGCCUGUUUCAUUCCUUUCCCUGUUAACCAUUUGUAAAAGAAUCCUUGUUUGUAUCUCUGGAAAAAAAAAAAAAAUGUUUCUUGAUCUGCCCUGCAGGUGAGUUCCCUCCCCGAUCGGCAGGAAGAUCAUAAGAAGACAACAAAAAAAAAAGAAUGAUGUAUGAUCCAAAAGAUUACGCUGCAAAUUUCGUUUUCAUGUGUGUAUGCAGCUCGGCGAAAUUUGGAUGAAUCGAACCAUGACAAAAAUGAUUGCUUUAAACCACCAUUUAAUUUUCUUGAUUAUAUAUAUACAUAUAGCAAUUGCUCUCGUUAUUUUGUCCUCGCAGUCUUUCCUCUCCUCCUUUUUUUUUUUUCCCUCUAUCUCUCUAUGAAUUGACCUAUUCAUUUGAUACCUUUACUCAUUGACACUACCGUGCAUCCUCACUGUAGCCUGUUAAAGAAAUAUAUUUGCAAUAACAAGA
Molecule: messenger RNA, 9607 nt
Organism: Daphnia carinata
Lineage: Eukaryota; Metazoa; Arthropoda; Branchiopoda; Diplostraca; Daphniidae
Product: multiple PDZ domain protein-like
Exons: 34
Coding region: 195-8006 (2603 amino acids)
Molecular function (GO): protein binding
Source: RefSeq, a predicted model, not a curated record